GUCAGCAUGUUGGCGCGCACCGGCUGAACGCAGCGCUGGUUGGUGUAGGCUACUCAUAUGUGUGCGUGUGUGUGUAUGUGUGUAGCUCAGCUGCGCUCUGUCCCGGAAUGAGACUUCACCAUCAGCUGUGAGACUAGGUCCAUCGUGGAAGCACGCGGGGACACGUCGCUCACCUGCGGCUGGAUGGAAAUAGAUGGAGGGGCUCGCGCCGCAGCCGCUGUUGACGCUGCACUCUACCGACUGCUUCACCUCCUCUCCUGGUCCACGGGGGAGCGCGCUUGUAAGCUGAUUUGACCCGGGGAUGUGAAUACCUCUCCGGGAUUAGAAGGUUAUUGGGUGAACGACAAUGCCCCGCGGCUCGGUACGGCACUCCCGGCUAUUGUUCGUGCGGCGGCGGACGCACGGUACCAGGUCUCCCCCCGUUCAUCUCCAGUAGCUGAAGCCUACAGCCUCUGCUCCUGUGCCUCCUCGCUGCUUCGCUCCGGUCACCCUCCCGGUGUGGAUAGGAUAAUAUGACUUCCUGGCUCCGCACAUACAGCAGCGUCCCUCUGUGUGUCCUGCUCUGCUGCGUGGUGGUCGCUGUCUGCGCAGAAGCCUCCAGUGCCGGUGACAGUGCGUGUCGGUCUACCAGUAUCACUUCUUGCACAGAGUGUCUCAGUCGUGGACCACAGUGCGCCUGGUGCUUCAAGGAGGACUUUCAGGAUGGGUUGUGGCCUGGCCAGCGCUGCGACCUGUCUGUGAACCUGCUCAGAAGAGGCUGUGGACCGGAGUUCAUGGAGCAGACAGAGAUCAAGGUGGAGGUCAAUGCCACCAUUAGCAACACACAAGUGUCCCCAGGAGACAUCAGUAUCACCCUCAGACCAGGUGCAGAAGCCAGCGUCAUAGUGGCUGUGAAGCAGCUGGAGCGUUACCCUGUGGAUCUGUACUACCUGGUGGAUGUAUCGGCUUCUAUGCAGGAAAACCUGGAUCAUUUGAAGACAGUGGGUGUAGCUCUGUCUCUACGUAUGACACAGCACUCCUCAGACCUUUGGCUGGGUUUCGGCUCGUUCGUGGACAAACCUGUCUCCCCUUACAUCAACGUCCAUCCCUCAAAGAUCAACAACCCCUGCAGUGAUUAUGAGAUCCGCUGUCGUCCAGCCCACGGCUUCCACCACGUCCUAAGCAUGACGGGAAACAUGAGCGAGUUCACGCGGGUGAUCAAACGCCAGCGCAUCUCCGGAAACAUGGACACACCUGAGGGAGGGCUGGAUGCUAUGCUGCAAGCUGCUGUCUGCCAGAGGGCAGUGGGUUGGCGACCAGAUGCCAAGCGUCUGCUGCUCCUGAUGACUGACCAGCCAUCUCACCUCGCCUUGGACAGCCGGCUGGCCGGGAUUGUGACGCCACACGAUGGCCUUUGUCACCUGGAGAACAACGUCUACACAGGGAGCACCAGGAUGGACCAUCCCAGUGUGGGUCAGUUGUCUGAUAAGCUGCUUGAAAACCAUAUCUACUCCAUCUUUGCUGUGGAGAAACAGCAGUACCAGUGGUACGAGGAGUUGGUGCACUUACUGCCUGGUUCCUACCUGGGAAGGUUAGGCCUCUUCCAAGCUCCAAAUCUAAUAGAGCUGGUGGUGGACGCGUACAAGAGUUUGUUGUCAGAGGUGGCGGUGGUGGUGUCAGUGGAGGACAAGGCAGUCAGCAGGUACUGGGUGUCUGUGUCACCUGUCUGUCCUGACGGUUCCACAGCAAAGGACCAGAGCUGCUCAGGGGUUCAGCCCGACCAGACGGUUUACUUCAAUAUCACCAUUGGCCUGCACUCCUGUCCUGAUGAUGGUGAAGAUGAAGAUGUACGAGUGAUGGUUCGUCCUGUGGGAUACAACGAAUCCACUGUCAUUAGGAUUCACUCUAAAUGUCGCUGCCGUUGUGGAUCAACAAGGCGCUGUCAUGACGACAGCCAAUCACCAUGUACAGGGACCCAGGACGGUGCCAAUCAGCAACAGAGGCAAGAUCAUGGACUGAUUAACGACUCAAACAGAGAUUCAAACUGGAAAUGCAGAGCCGAUGGGUCUGAUGUGGACUGCAGUGGUCGGGGCGUGUGUGAGUGUGGAAAGUGUGUGUGUGACCAGAGCAGGCUUGGGACAGUGUACGGGAAAUACUGCCAGAGAGAUGACUUCUCCUGCCCGUAUGAAGGGGGACUGCUGUGUGGGGGACGGGGUGAGUGUGUGUCAGGUGAAUGUGUGUGUGAGGAUGGCUGGACGGGAGAUAGCUGCGCUUGUCCCGUCUCCAAAAGGACCUGCCAGUCAGCCAGCGGCUUGUUAUGCAGCGGACGGGGAAGAUGUGUGUGUGGCAAGUGUGUGUGUGAUGACCCCCGAUACUCUGGAGACUUCUGUGAGAGAUGCCCUGCUUGCCAAAGCACCUGCCAAUCAUACUGGAAGUGUGUGGACUGCCACCUGUCUCACGGGCUCACACAAAAAGAGGCAGGACACUGCAACAGCACCUGCGCACCAUUGGUGGGCUACAUGGAUGAUGUAUCAGGUCAAGCAGGGGAGAUGUGGAUUCAGUGUAUGUACAUCAGUAAUGACAGCUGUCGCUAUCGCUUUCAAACCAGCUCACAGUCUGGUCAGACCCAGCUUCACAUUAGCACAAGACCAGAGUGUGCCAGCAGUAGCAGGCUUGUGGGAACGUUCCUCGGUGUAUGUGCCCUGACAGUGCUGUGUGGGCUGGUGAUGGUCGCCAUGUCAAGGUUGGUUCUACAGAAAAAAGGCUGGUCACCAGGGGGCACUGCCGAGGAUGGAGUUUAUCACUGCACUGUAAAGGACCUGUCAUACAUUCCUACAACCAAUGAGAAGACAGUUACCUACAGGAGGGAUCAUACACCUGACCGCCCCGUGGAGAUGCACAUUCAAGUUCCCAAGAUGCCCCUUGGUGACCCCUGGCAGUACUAGCCAGAGACCAGAGGUCAUGGUCAGAAGCAAGGCAGUAGAAGACAUAAGGAAGAAGAGUUGGACUAAAAGCUUCUUUUCUGUCUCUUAACUUUCAUGAAACUUCAACCAGCUGUAUGUGGAGACUGAGAGAGGUUAACUAAACUAUGGAAACCUCCAUGGAAUCACAUUUGUAAAAUGAACUGACCAGACGCUCGUAGACUGUGUGACUAAUGUGGCCAGUGGAAAUUGAGAUGAGACAAAGAGCACAAGUCCCCUGCCUCUCAAAGGGUGAUCAUUCCUCGCUUUUUAGCCAUGCAGCAAUUACUGCUCUAACUUAUGGACACAUGUGUGCGUGUGUGAGUGUGUGUGUGUGUGUGUGUGUGUGUGUGUGUGCGAUUAUGUGUGUGUGGUGCAGGUAGAUGCAUUUGUGCUCUAUCUAGGCUUUCUAUUUAUAAUUUUAUAGUAAAAACACUACAUGUUUUAGGUUCAUGUGACUGUGUGACACGCCAACUGUACUGUCUCCCUGUCUUAGUCUGCCCCCUCGUGGCCAGCUAGAGGUACGAUAUUUGCUCUCAAAUAAUACUGUCUACACAUUACUGACCUCAGCUGUCUUGUGUUGGGAUUUAAUUCAUGAAGCACACCAGUGACUCUUUAUUUCUUCUUACAUUGAUUAGAUUUUCAAUCAUUUGUGGAGUAUCUGGUUUUAGUGUUAUUUGUUGCAUUUUGUUUUCAUAAGUAUAUAGUUUCAUAUGAUUGUCAGUUGUUAAUAAUCUGGUUAGACUUGCACUAGAACAAUUGUUUUGCAUUAUACUACUGAAAACUGGGGUCUCUGGGGCAACAGAGCUGUAAUGAUGGGUCUGAGAUGAUUAGUUUGCUAUUUGUUGGGCAUUAGAGGGCAUCUAUUUGAAGCUAAUGUAACAAAACCGCAACACUGGAAUAACAAUGGACUGAAAAUCCAUAUGUAAAAUACAGACACACUGAUAAUUAAUGGCAACUUAAUCAUCAAUCGCCUGAACAUAUGACCUCUAUAUCAGAGACUGAGCUGUGUGUGCAUGCAUCUGCUGAUCAUCCCAGAGCCAUUACUAUCCAGAACUCUAGAUAAACUGAUAUGUUUAGACUCUGAGAGCAACUCCUGGAAAAGAAUGAAUGCAUGAAUGAAUCGGCUGUAAAGCUACAGAGACUGGAGGUGGACUUAAUCUCCUUAUACUCCUCAUGCACUAGAUCCAGAGUGCCAGUUGCAUGGCAUCUUGUGACUUUUGCUUGCCCAACCCUAUUCUUUUUUUUUUUUUUUUUGUAUUUAACGCAAAUGUUGUUUACAGCAGUAGCUGCUCUAUUUUUCUGUAAGUCAGGAACACUAAUGAUUAUUUAUUGUGAUUUUAUUAUUUUCUCUUUUAUUGAUAUGUUAAUUAUACAAUUUUAUGAUAUGGCUACUUGAGUAAUGGGUAUUACUGUUUAUGUUAAUGAAGACUGGUCUAUAUCCUUAACCUGGAGAAUAAUUCAGCAAUAAGGUAACAAUCAUCUCAUUUUACCGGGCACGCGGUUCGGUGUAACAACAGCACUUUUAUGUGUAGUUUUGUUGUCAAUUAAUGUGACUAGUUGUGUAGCAUGUAUGAUUUCAUCACAAUAAAUAUG
Seriola dumerili (greater amberjack) is the source of this 4535-nucleotide messenger RNA. It is a transcript of the gene itgb8, whose product is annotated as integrin subunit beta 8. Gene Ontology annotation, molecular function: integrin binding. The record is from RefSeq and is a predicted model, not a curated record. Gene Ontology annotation, cellular component: cell surface; focal adhesion; integrin complex. Gene Ontology annotation, biological process: cell migration; cell adhesion mediated by integrin; integrin-mediated signaling pathway. Lineage: Eukaryota; Metazoa; Chordata; Actinopteri; Carangiformes; Carangidae. The transcript is spliced from 16 exons. The coding region runs from base 513 to 2924 and encodes 803 amino acids.